AUGAGAGACAGGGCGGCGCGGGUCGCGGGGCGGGGGCGCACUGCGAAGAUGACGGGCGCAGAUAGUGUCUCCGAGAUAGAGCCCUGCAUGAGAUGCAAGCGGCGGCCGCGGCACCCCUUCCCCCUCGAUGCCGCGCUUACCUUUGUAGAUGCUUCAAAGGAACCUGACAAACCAGAAGUGAUGACCGAAGUACCUGGCCCGAAGACACAGUGUCUGUUAGCAGAGCUUAACCAAAUGCAGCAAGCGGGUGCUGUGCAGUUAUUCGCCGAUUACAAUAACAGUUAUGGAAAUUAUUUGGCCGAUGUCGAUGGCAACCGGUUCUUGGACGUGUUCACACAAAUAUCCUCUGUACCUCUAGGCUAUAACCAUCCAAAUUUAUUGAAUGCAUUCAAGAGUGAACAUGCUCUGAGAUCCAUGAUCAAUCGGCCAGCCCUUGGCGUUUUUCCAGGAUCUGAUUGGCCUUGUCGCAUGCGUGAGGUGCUGUUAUCAAUCGCUCCUCGAGGUUUGGACCAUGUUCAUACAAUGAUGUGUGGCGCAUGCGCGAACGAAUAUGCCUACAAAUCAGCCUUCAUCUGGUAUCGUACUCAACAACGUGGAACGACUAACUUCACACAAGAAGAAAUGAAUACUUCCUUAAUGAACGAACCGCCUGGCUGUCCGAAUGUCUCUAUUUUGUCUUUUAUGGGUAGUUUUCAUGGGCGUACCACCGGAGCUCUUUCAGCAACCAGGUCGAAACCCCUCCACAGACUGGACUUCCCGUUAUUGAAAUGGCCAGUUGCUUCAUUCCCGCAAUAUAAAUAUCCUCUUGCUUUAAACGUCCGGCAUAAUGGAGUACAAGAUGUCAACUGUCUUCAAGAAGUGCAGAAUCUCAUAGACAUAUACAAGGAUUGCUAUCCCGUGGCCGCUGUAGUUGUUGAACCGAUACAGGCCGAAGGUGGAGACAGGGAAGCUUCACCACAAUUCUUCCAGAAUCUUCAGACAAUAUGCAAAAAGAAUGGAAUCAUCUUUAUCAUGGAUGAGGUACAAACUGGCGGCGGGCCAACGGGAAAAAUGUGGUGUCAUGAGCACUUUGGUCUUCAUUCGUCGCCCGAUAUUGUGAUAUUCAGCAAAAAAAUGCAGACUGGUGGAUUCUUCUUCACGGAAGCUUUAAAGCCCGCCCAACCCUAUAGAAUUUUUAACACAUGGAUGGGCGACCCCGGGAAGCUAAUACUAUUAGAAAAGAUUAUUGAAACUAUAAACAAAGAAAAUUUAUUGGAUGUGGUAAAAAAAUCUGGAGAGAUCCUUAUGAACGGCCUUCUCAAGAUGGAGAAAGACAUGUCGGGUCUUAUAAAUAGCGUGCGUGGUCGUGGUACAUUCAUAGCGUACGAUUGUAAAGACGGAGAGACCAGAGAUAGACUCAACAGGAUAUUAAAGGAAAAGGGUGUGAUAAGUGGACCCUGUGGUGAUAAGUCCAUCCGACUCCGGCCGGCGUUGACGUUUCAACCCAAACAUGCAGAAAUAUAUCUGGAUAUUCUAAGAAAGAGUUUAAAAGAACUUUAA
This is a messenger RNA of Pectinophora gossypiella (pink bollworm), 1539 nucleotides long. RefSeq names its product 4-aminobutyrate aminotransferase, mitochondrial-like. Bases 1 to 1539 code for a protein of 512 amino acids. NCBI's taxonomy places the organism in Eukaryota, Metazoa, Arthropoda, Insecta, Lepidoptera, Gelechiidae. Gene Ontology annotation, cellular component: mitochondrion. The transcript is spliced from 9 exons. Gene Ontology annotation, biological process: GABA catabolic process. The record is from RefSeq and is a predicted model, not a curated record. Gene Ontology annotation, molecular function: pyridoxal phosphate binding.